This is a messenger RNA of Loa loa (African eye worm), 301 nucleotides long. RefSeq lists its product as hypothetical. Gene Ontology annotation, cellular component: membrane. Gene Ontology annotation, molecular function: fatty acid elongase activity. The record is from RefSeq and is a predicted model, not a curated record. The transcript has a single exon. Lineage: Eukaryota; Metazoa; Nematoda; Chromadorea; Rhabditida; Onchocercidae. The annotation marks the transcript as partial.
AUGCGCUGGGAUCCACUAACUUAUGAUGCGCAAUUGUCGAUAGAAUGGAUACAACAACGUCGUCCUCUUUUUAUACUUCUCUUUAUUGCAUAUACGCUGUUUGUAUUCAAUAUGCCGCGAAUUUGGAAAGGAAAAAGAAGCCAAGGCUUGGCAACGAUCAUUUUUUAUUGGAAUGCUUUCAAUGCCUUGGCUGAUAUUGUUUUGCUUCUUGGCUUAUUACCUGAUUUUUUAAGUUCUUUCCAUGAAGGCUUCUAUUCAAGUUUAUGUCUGAAUGAUGGGCUUUAUAAGAAUCCAAGAUCGG